CAGAGCACGCACUGUACACAACCCCUCUGCUUCUUUCAUUGUUGAAUUUCGCUUCCGUCAUCAGUUUGAGUAAGCAGAGAAGAAUAUAAGAUUUUUAUAAAAAUGGCGUGAAUAAAAUACCAAAUAUUACUAUACAAAUAUCCCACUUUUCUCUUUAUUCUUUUAUUUUUGGUGUCACAUUCUCGGGAACACGAUUUCCACAAUUUCAGUGAAAAUUGAAUUGGGCCAGGAAGGUUAGCUUGGUUAUGAGCUAUUCAGCUGCGUGGGUUUAUUGAGAAAUGCAGGAAAAAGAUAAGAUUUUGAUGUUUUUUCAUAGUACUUUUCAAUGGGUUUGGAGCUAAUUAAAUGCAUAUUUCCGUGCUUCAAUAAUCUGUCGCUUUGGGCUUUAAAUAAAUUAUGAGUUGCUUAGUUUGAGAUCAAGCUUUCAUAUGUUCUUUGGUUGCUGAAAAGAUGUUGAUUUCCAAGAGUAAACUUUAAUCAAGUUCAUCGAUAGGCAUGUAUAAGAACCAAUUACAAGAGUUGGCUCAGAGAAGCUGCUUCAAUUUGCCAUCUUAUGCAUGCAUCCGAGAAGGACCAGAUCAUGCCCCUCGAUUCAAAGCUACUGUCAACUUCAAUGGAGAUACUUUUGAAAGCCCUUCCUUUUGCUCUACGCUCAGACAGGCUGAGCAUGCUGCUGCAGAGGUGGCACUCAACACACUGGCAAAUAGAGGCCCUUCUAGAGCAUUAGCUGCAAGGGUAUUGGAUGAAACUGGAGUUUAUAAAAACUUGCUUCAGGAAACUGCUCAUAGAGCUGGGUUGAACCUUCCUGUUUAUACCACCAUUCGUUCUGGACCAGGUCAUGUUCCUGUAUUCUCAUGUACAGUUGAGCUAGCUGGGCUGAGCUUUACUGGGGAACCAGCCAGGACCAAGAAACAAGCACAAAAGAAUGCUGCGAUGGCUGCUUGGUCAGCCCUGAAAAGAUUGGCUCAACAUGGCUCAUCUUCCUCUUCUUCUGUGGAGUCUAAAAGCAAUGAAGAACAGGAACAAGUCACAAUUGCUCGUGUUCUUGCUAGUUUAAAUCCAUCAGAGUCUACAAAUUAUACACGGAAUGAUCAUCGACAAAGGCAACAGCAAUGCAUUUCCAUGUGCAGAAAAUCAACCUUGCCUGGAGCAAGUUUGUAUCCUAUGCAAUUCCAUAACUGGGCAUACCCUAGUUAUUCCCCUGAAAUAGCCAUGUACAACUUGUGGCAGCAAGAACAAUUAUUACUGCAGCAAAACCGCCUGUUGGCACUUCCAAUUUCACCAUCAACUCCAUCGAUUCCUCCAAUAUUUCCAUUUAUGCAAUCUGUGCUUCACCCAGAUCACUGUUUAUACUUUCCAGCCAUGGAGCAAGAGUCUACCUCUGUGGGACCGAGAAUUACAAUUGCAACGUCAGCCCCAUCAAUCUGCUUUUCUGACCAUUUUGUUCCUAAUCCAACCAGGGGCAGGUCAACAGUGACUAUUCAAGAGAUACAAGAGGAAAAAACAGAAGAAGCACCUGAGUAUUCUACAUCUGUAGUUUCGAUUCCGUUUCUCUUCAGUAACAGCAAUUCUGAACCACAAGUCCAGGAACCUGUUCAGGAGGAAUACAGACAGAGAAGGUUUGGUGAUGGGAGGUCAAAAACUGGAAAUGUGAAUGUAGAAGGGAAUCAAACGGGGCAAUUUGAAUGGGCUUGUCCUAGGAUCAUGGAUUCUGAAUUUAAGCCAGUUGACUUCAGAUUGCAAAAUCCACGUGGUAUUGACUCUUCUAGGCCCAGUCUCAGACACCAACAAUAUCCUCCCAGAGUGAAUUCCCCAGGAAGUUUAAGGCCACCAUCUUCCACGACUCCUGUGAUGAACAGAACUGUGUGGUCCACAUCUUCAAUGUGUUCCAGACCACAAAAUUUGCCAGCCCGGAUGCCAGUUCUGCCAAAAAUGAGAACUGGAGGCCCUUCAUGUUCAGCCAGACCCAUCCCUGAAAGGACGGAACUUGGAGGAGUAAGAAAUAGUUUUAUGGCACCAGCUGUCCGGAUUAGGUCAGUUGUACCAGUAUGUUCUGCUCCACCACCAAGAAAACUGCCUAGUUCCAGCCAGGAGGGAGUGCCACAAAACCUGGAUAAGAAAAAUGCAGAUCAUAACGAUCUGUCAAAAGCAAAUUUAGAGCUUGGUAAGCUUCAAAAAUGAUGCCCAAGUACAGAUACUAUACAGGUCUUUCCUUUUAGUUUUUGAUAGUUUCGACGUGAGAAAUAUGGUGGUUGAUAAGCAGCUAAUGCUUCGGCAAAGUGAUUAGAAUAAAUGAUAUGUCUGUGUAUAAAUUGGGAAGUUAUAUUUUUGAUCUUAAUCAGGAAUGAAACAUUCAUUCUGAUUUUUACUAUCUACAAGUGAUAUUUUUUUUAUCUGAAGAGGCUUCAUCAA
Ziziphus jujuba (common jujube) is the source of this 2412-nucleotide messenger RNA. RefSeq names its product double-stranded RNA-binding protein 2. Gene Ontology annotation, molecular function: double-stranded RNA binding. NCBI's taxonomy places the organism in Eukaryota, Viridiplantae, Streptophyta, Magnoliopsida, Rosales, Rhamnaceae. The transcript is spliced from 5 exons. The coding region runs from base 496 to 2181 and encodes 561 amino acids. The record is from RefSeq and is a predicted model, not a curated record.